GCAAAAGCGCGGCCGCGGCACGGCAUUUGGCCGCAUCGAUACCUUUCAGCCUGUGCUGUUUGUGCAGAUUGACGCUACGUACUCCCAACCUCGCGCCACAACGAUACAAGCAGUGCCAAACGCCGACGACGCGACCCCAGCCUCGUACAAAAAAGAGCUCGAUUGCGCGCGCCGCGAUGGCCUCUCAUCAAACCCUGGAAGCCUUAGCGGCCUGGGCGCGCACCUUCGAGGGCAGCGAAAACGCCACGACCACUUCAUUAAGCAAGGACCUCGCCACGGCAUUUUCAAUUAUUAGCGAGACCCCGUGCACCCCCCACAAUUUACUGAGGCGACUGAAAAGGUGGUACGCGCAAGAACUGUCGCGAGACGUCUCUUCAUUAAUAGACGAGGCUUCCGACGACGUCGUCAAGCAAGCGUCACUCGUAUUGGGCGCGGCCGUGCAAGGGUCACAACGAGAGCACCACAUCACCAUUAUUAUGGGACUGGACGACACUGUACAAUCGGAGCUCAUGAUUUUAGUCCAGAGUAUCAUGAAUACGACGGCUCAAGCGCCGUCGUGCUCCGUGGAUGAUGUGCAUGAGGAGGACCGCUGGGCUUCUAUGCAAGAGAUCGCUCGCCUGAAGGAUGAAAAAACUCAAUUACAUGAGAAGAAUAACGAAGCGUUGGAAAAGGAAAGGCGCAAGUCCGAGCUAUCGUUACAAGCGAGAGACGAAGCUCUACAAGCUAAAUCAGCAGCUGAAAAAACACUCGAGAAGGUCCGGAGUACACUGCGGGCCUGCGAGCUCAGGGAGGAGCGGUGCCAAAGGGAAAAGCUCGAGUUAACGAAGAAAUGUGAAAGACUAGAAGCAUCAUUAUCAUCGUCGAGCGACGCCCACAAAACUUUAUCAGACGAACUCGACGUCGCGAGGGCACGAGCGCGGGACGCCGACGCCGCCGAGGCUAGAGUACUGAAACUCAAGAAGAAGCUCGAUGAUGUAAACUCAUCCCAAAGGGAGCUCCAGGAGCUGGAUGAGGCCAAUGCGAGGCACGUCCAGGAGAUCACGCGGCUGGAGGUCCUCCUGAGCAGUCGCGAGAAGCGCGACGCCGAUGUGGAUCAGUUACGGGUCGAGAAAGCUGCUUUGGACCAGCGCGUGUUUGACUUAAACAAAGCCUGUGAAGAUAAGGACGAGGAGCUACGAAGAUUAACGCUGCAGAAGGAAGAAUCCGACGCGCAGCGCCGCUUCUUCGAGGACGAACUCGCGUCGGCGCGACCGGCGCCGCAGUCGCCGGAGCAGAUGGCUCCGGUCUUCGAGGAGUCCGCUUCGGAGUUGCGAGAUCGCUUGCGAGACGCGCAGCGAAACGUCGCGCGUCUGGAGGCCGAGGCCGAGGCUCGCGCAGACUCGGAUGCGAGUGAAAUUGGAUCACUGCGAGAUAGAAUCGCCGAUUUGGAAUUUGAGAAGGCGCAGCUGCAGGAGCGCCCGCCGCCGCCGCCGCCGUCUCCAUCGUUAGACGCGACGCAGCGCAUGCAUGCUUUAGCAUUAAAAGACGCCACUAUUGCCGAUCUGAGGAAAAGGAUUGAGUCGAAUACGGACCUCGAGGAGUUGAAACGUAGGUACGACGAGGCGUCGAAAGCGGCGAUCCGCGACAGGGAGGCCCAGGACGCUACCAUAAUUGAUUUGGAGAAGCGCCUGGCCUCGGUCGCCACGGAGCGCGACCAGAUCAUCGGAGAUCUCCAAAGGCACCUCGCCGAGGAGUCGACGAACACGCUGAACGCCGUCGCGGCGCAGGACGCGACGAUCGCGGAUUUGAGGAGGAGGCUCGCGAAUAACACGUCCGAGGGCAUCGCGGAACGGGAUUCUAUAAUAGCUGAUUUAAGAGAACGCAUCGCGCGCAAUGCGUCAUCUCCCGCCGUGGAAGAUGCUCUGGGCGACCUGCGCCAGCGCGUCGCGGAAGCGCAGCAGCAGACCGCGGCCGAAUUGGCCGAGCGCGACGCGACGAUCGCGAAGCUCACGUCGGAUCGCGAGAAGCUCGAGACCUACACGAAGAAGACGCUGGGCAACGUCCAGGAGAAGUACUCGGUCUUGGUCCAGACGUACAAGAACCAGAUCCGGGACAAGCAGGAGCGUAUUAGUAGGUUGGAGGGCGAGCUCGAGAGACAUAGGAGGGAGCUCGCGUCGUCGCGGGAGUUCUCGGCGGUCACGCCGAACGGUGGUGGCGGCGAGACGUGUGUGUGAUGUGUAAGACAAGAUCAAGA
Molecule: messenger RNA, 2233 nt
Organism: Pelagomonas calceolata
Lineage: Eukaryota; Pelagophyceae; Pelagomonadales; Pelagomonadaceae
Source: the annotation of a GenBank genome assembly